AUGUCUAUCGUGGCCUUGGCAGGACAGGGCAAUUCGAGCGUAGCACUUGAGAUCUUACACGAUGUUGCAGCCAAGAACAAUGUUAAGAUCACGUCGCCAACUGAGCAAGAAGCUUACCUAGCUGUCCUCCAAGCUGCCGACGCAACCGCCAAGCUCGUCAACGACCUACCGGAAUACAUUGAUCCACGACUAGCUCCUGUGCCCACUGUCGGAGGCCCGCGCCAGUUCCAAAAGCCAGAUCCCGCCAACAACAGUCUUAACGCCUGGAGCAACCAUGCUGAACUGCGCGCGGAGAAGCCACUCUCGAAUCUCCUGGAAGGCAAGACCAUUGCCAUUAAGGACAAUAUGUCUGUCGGGGGGCUCCCGUAUACGUGCGGUAUGUUCCCGGACACGCACAAGGACGGGAAGUAUCCGAUCUCACCAAUCGAUGCCGUCGUGGUCCAGAGAGUGCUGGAGGCCGGCGGCACCAUCGUUGGCAUCACGACCUGUGAAAACUACUCGUUGACUCCGAUGUCGUACACUUCUGCCAACGGACCAGUGCAAAAUCCUUGGUUGAAGAACCACACCACGGGCGGCAGCACCAGUGGCGGAGCGUGCUUGCUAGCCGUCCGGCAGGCCAGAGCAAAUGGUGUCCCUGGGUUAGAGAAUGCUGGUCUGGACAUUGACAUCCAGAUCGGAGGGGACCAGGCAGGCAGUAUUAGAAUGCCAGCGGGAUUGUCUGGUGUGUAUGGACUGAAACCAACUCAUGGAUUGGUGCCAUACACCGGCAUUGCUGGACUGCACCCCAUGAUCGACCACGCGGGCCCAAUGGCGCAUAGUGUGGACGACUGUGCACUCAUGCUCACGGUCCUUGCUGGGUACGAUGGUCUUGAUCCGCGAAUGACGCCCGAAAGCCCGCUCCGAUCAAAUGUGACGCAGUAUCACGAACAGCUGGCGGCGUUUGCCAAAAUUAGCCCGCAGCCAGGCAAAGGGCUCAAAGUUGGCAUCAUCUCGGAAUCAUUGACGUCGCCCGGAACGUCUCCCGAGGUAGCCAGUGUGGUCGAGAUGGCUGCCAUGAAGCAUUUCGCCGCAGCUGGUGCCGAAGUGUCUCGAGUGGACGUGCCGAUGCAUUUAUUAGGCCCAGCGAUCUGGACCGCAGCGACUCGGAAUCACAUGGCCAGCUUGGCCGCAGCGGGCCGCAUCCCGGACAUAUUGUCUCACAACUUGCCUCACUUCCAGCCAAAGUGGCCCCUGGACCAGGAGAUGUUCGAGCUUCUGAGCCAUCACAACCCGGCCGUCAUCAACAUCAUUCUCUCGCAGACAUUUCUGAAUGAGAAAUAUGGGCCGGAGGUGCAAGCAAAGGCUCACCGCCAUGUAUUCCAGCUGAGGGCGGCAUACGACAAGGCAUUGGAGGAACAUGAUGUGCUCAUCACACCGACCACACAAACUGUGGCACCCCCACAUCCAGACAUGCGUCGAGAAGCGGAGGGUGGCAGUAGCAUCAUGGAUAAGAUGAUGUUGGCCGUGGGAUCUACCAACAAUACGUGCCCGUUCAAUGUUAGUGGGCACCCCGGUCUGAAUGUCCCAUGUGGCUGGGCGAAGAGCAGGGAUGGAACAGGGGUACUUCCUGUAGGCAUGCAGAUUGUCGGGAAGCGCUGGGACGACCUUACGGUACUGAAGGCGGCUAAGGCAUUCGAGCUUGGUGGGGGAGGUCUACCAAAAUGGCCCGGUGCUUCUUCAGGACUAUAG
Messenger RNA from Cyphellophora europaea CBS 101466, 1728 nucleotides. RefSeq lists its product as uncharacterized. The record is from RefSeq and is a predicted model, not a curated record. Lineage: Eukaryota; Fungi; Ascomycota; Eurotiomycetes; Chaetothyriales; Cyphellophoraceae. The coding region runs from base 1 to 1728 and encodes 575 amino acids. The transcript has 2 exons. Gene Ontology annotation, molecular function: catalytic activity.